UACUGGAGGGAGGGAGUAGUUUUAUAGUCACUUGCAUUCGAUUAUAAAUUUGAUAAAUUUAUAUGGAUUGUGCUACUCGCUGAGAUAAGACAGCCUCCAUGACAGCGUCCACUUUCCCCAGUAUCUAGUCGGCCCAACAUCCCUGGGUUAUCACCUGCAUCACGCUCACUUAAUCUAUCCACAAAUCAACGGCUGCGAUGGCCCCAUCAUAAAUUAGUGGGUCCCAGAACAGGUUCCAUAAUAAUAACACGUACGAUGCAAAUGCAGGUUACAUUUUUGCCCUCCAGAUAUUACUCCUACUUUAUUAGACUCCACUACGCCACACUCUCUGCUUCCCGAAAAAUGGAUCCCACCUUCGCCGUCGGUUACCGCCACCGCCGUUCACCGUCGUCGGAUCGAUUCAUCAGCGUCUUCUAUCCUCCUUCUUCCGCAUCCACGGCCGACGUCUCCUCCUUCUCCUCUGCCGGCGGUGACGAGCUCAGCGAAGUCGACGUCUUCUACACCAGCGACUUCUCCGACGACUCCCGGGGCAGCCGGUCUGGCACCUCUGAACACCUCUUCCGCCGCUCCGUCCACCAACCGGAGAAGUUUGGGAUCCUGGCCGCGCUACCGGAGGAUCGCCGGAAAACCGACGUCGUCGUCCAGAAACCCGCGCUCAGCUCCCCACCGACGACGUCGUUUUCGCGCGAUAUUCCUGCGAUUCCGAAGCCUCAUUUCCCGUCGGAGGCGAAGUUCUCUCAGUCGAUGCCGGUGCGGCGGUUCCAGCAGUCGGCGCCGAUGAACGUUCCGAUGAUGCCGAGGAAGGCGAGGAACAAGGAGGCGGCGUUCGUGGACGGCGGCGACGAGGCGGAGGAGGAGGAGGAGGAGGUGCUGCCGCCGCAUGAGAUGGUGGCGCGUGUGUCGUUGAGGAAUCAGAAGACCACGUUUUCGGUGCUGGAGGGCGUGGGGCGGACGCUCAAGGGGAGAGAUCUACGGCAGGUCCGCAAUGCUGUGUGGCGCCAAACAGGUUUUCUCGACUAAACAUUUUGCCAAAUUCUACUUCGUUUUUUCUUCUUCACUUCAGUAGAAUUUUAAAUCUACUAUUUAUGUGUUUUGAUCCGAUGGAAUUCGAUCCGAUUGCAGUAAAUAAUUGAGGUCUUGUAUUUUCUUCCAAAAUAUUUCCCAAAGUAACAAAAUUGGGGAGAUGUUUGAUAACAUUUGACAAAAA
Molecule: messenger RNA, 1207 nt
Organism: Salvia miltiorrhiza (redroot sage)
Lineage: Eukaryota; Viridiplantae; Streptophyta; Magnoliopsida; Lamiales; Lamiaceae
Product: protein S40-7-like
Exons: 1
Coding region: 256-1020 (254 amino acids)
Source: RefSeq, a predicted model, not a curated record